Molecule: messenger RNA, 1905 nt
Organism: Purpureocillium lilacinum
Lineage: Eukaryota; Fungi; Ascomycota; Sordariomycetes; Hypocreales; Ophiocordycipitaceae
Molecular function (GO): oxidoreductase activity
Source: RefSeq, a predicted model, not a curated record
AUGCUGCGAGCAGCGACGAGCCUCGUUCUCCUUCUCAGUGUCCUCAGUAUCAUCAUAAACCUAGCCCGUGCACAGGGAUAUGAUUUCGGUGUCGAUGUCUCUCGCCUUACUCGGCGGCAGACCGCCAGCCCGAUCCUGGUCGGGAAGCUGCCGCUCGCCGCCAACGGCACCAUUCCGGUUCGGCAGGAGAUCCGACAGAUGAGGGCAGACAAACACAAAUGGGACCUCUUCAUUCUUUCAAUGAGCAUGUUUCAAAAUGCUGAUCAAGACGAUCCUUUGUCCUAUUACCAGGUUACUGGCAUACACGGCGUCCCUUUCGUUCCUUGGAAUGGUGUUCAGGCUUCUCCUGGCGCGAAUCAGUCAGGUUACUGCCCUCAUAGCUCGGUUCUCUUUCCCACAUGGCACCGACCCUAUCUGGCACUCUACGAGCAACAGUUGUAUACAAUGGCCAACACCAUCGCCGCAAUGUUCACAGAUGCCACCGAAAGACGACUUUACCAGCUUGCGGCCUCGGAUUUUCGUGCCCCGUACUGGGACUGGUCCCAAAGCCCGCCACCCGGGGAGACGCAUCUCCCAGACGUGUUCUGGAGCCCUAUGGUCGUUCAAACCGGUCCUAAUGGCGUUCAAAACAUCAAGAACCCGCUUUUUUCCUAUCACUUCCACCCCCUCGAUGAAGACGCACUCAUUUGGAACCCGCUCAAACAAUGGAACGAAACCAAGAGAGGCCCCGAAAUGGAGAUCAGUCUCACGUCACCGCCUUCCAACAACUCCAAAGUCAACGAGGCCCUAUUGUCAAAGUUACCCGAGAUUCAGCAGCGCCUCUACGUCUUGUUUUCGAGCUACCAUGACUACAAUACAUUCAGCAACAAGGCCUGGGCACCGUCGCAAGGUCUGUCUAUGAUGGAUUCAGUCGAGUCCAUUCACGACAUGAUUCACGUAUACGGCGGAUCCAAGGGCCACAUGACUUAUGUCCCACUGUCUUCUUUUGAUCCUUUGUUCUUUUUUCACCACAUCAUGACGGAUCGGCUCAUUGCCAUAUGGCAGAUGCUCAAUCCGUCGGCUUGGAUUACGCCAAUGGCCGCGGGAGAGGACACAUUCACUUCAGUCAAGGGGACGAUCCAAACUUCCAAGACUCCCCUCACUCCUUUCUACGUCGCUUCAGAUGGCACAUUCUGGGACUCCGACAUGUCGAGGAUCACAGAGGUAUUUGGCUACACGUAUGCGGAUACCGACCCGUCUCGCGGAUCCGAAGACGCCAUUCGCAACUCACUCAUCGACAAGAUCAACAAAUGGUACGGCUCGUCCAGCCCCCUUGGCCAGAUGGCAAUUGCUCAGCACGGAGUCGGCCAACCUUCGCCGUUCGCACAUGCGUCCAAGGCGAACGCCCAGACCAGUGCAUUCAGGCCAAAUGUCCAGCUGAGCGCGAAUAAGCCUUCAAGCUCGCGCUUGAUCAGGCAUGGCGGGUAUACAGAAUGGAUUGCCAACGUUCGUGUCAACGCAGACGCCAUUGAUGGAUCCUACGCGGUCUACUUCUUCAUGGGCCGGCCGCCGACUAGCGUCUUCGAUUGGGAAUCUGCUCAGAAUCUGGCAGGAUCCGUAGCCAUGUUUUCGAUGAAGCACACGAACAAAUCGCAGUCCAAGAUAUCGGGAGCUUUGCCGUUGACCUCGGCUCUGAUGAAUAUGGUAGCAGCGGGAUACAUUGCAGAUUUGUCACCGGCUGCAGUGACACCGCUCCUCAGGGAGAUGUUGCACUUCCGCGUCCUCGGAAGCAAUGACGGGGAGAUUGAGCCAGAGACGAUAGAGGGGCUGCAUGUUGCCAUCAGCAGCGCCGACGUCAAAAUACCUCGCGCGAAAGAGCUUCCCGCCUGGAGUCAUUCGAAGAAGAGGUUGGAGUUGUGGGUAUGA